AUGGAAAUAAAUCUUACAUUCCUUUCUGGGUUAGGAUGCGGUCUUUGCCUCGGUUUAUCUCUUAUUGCAAUAAAAAAAUACACAGGACUCUUCUCUGACACAGCAAAGUCUGUUAAAAAGUUUGUAUCCAACUCCGAAUAUAAGUUAGUAUUGGUCGUUCGAACUGACCUGGGGAUGGGAAAAGGCAAAAUAGCAGCUCAAUGUUGUCACGCGGCUGUUGGAGCCUUUGAGAAGGCAAUCAAAAAGGAUCCGGAGGGAUUAAAGCAUUGGCAGAGGACAGGACAAGCUAAAGUAGCUGUAAAAACAGAUUCAGUGGACGAAAUCAAACAAAUUUUGGACAACGCCAAGAAAAUGGGCAUCAUCACAUCUUUAAUAAGAGAUGCUGGAAGGACACAGAUUGCACCCAACUCUAUUACAGUACUGGGUGUCGGUCCAGCACCCAAAGAUGUAAUUGAUAAAGUUACCGGACAUUUGAAGCUCCUGUAA
Molecule: messenger RNA, 486 nt
Organism: Danaus chrysippus (African queen)
Lineage: Eukaryota; Metazoa; Arthropoda; Insecta; Lepidoptera; Nymphalidae
Source: the annotation of a GenBank genome assembly